Molecule: messenger RNA, 1029 nt
Organism: Sodiomyces alkalinus F11
Lineage: Eukaryota; Fungi; Ascomycota; Sordariomycetes; Glomerellales; Plectosphaerellaceae
Product: NAD(P)H-dependent D-xylose reductase
Exons: 3
Coding region: 1-1029 (342 amino acids)
Cellular component (GO): cytosol
Molecular function (GO): aldose reductase (NADPH) activity
Source: RefSeq, a predicted model, not a curated record
AUGAGGACAUGGACGAUAAUAUCCAAGAUCCCCAAGUUGAAGUUGGCCUCUGGCUAUCACAUUCCCCAAGUCGGCUUCGGCCUGUGGAAGAUCCCCCCAGAGCAGACCGCCAACGCCGUCUACCACGCCAUCAAAGCGGGCUACCGCCACAUCGACGGGGCGUACGGCUACAAAAACACCGUCGAGGCCGGCGAGGGCAUCCGCCGCGCCAUCCGUGAGGGUCUCGUCUCCCGCGCCGACCUCUUCAUCACCUCCAAGCUCUGGAACAACUACCACGCCCGCCGCCACGCCAUCGAGAUGGCCCACGUCGAAACCGACGCCUGGGGCCUCGACUACCUCGACCUCUUCCUCAUACACUUCCCCAUCGCGCAGCAGCACAUCCCCCUCUCCGAAUCCCGUUUCCCCGGCUGGUAUCUCGACGCCUCCUGCACCCGCGUCACCCCUCGCACGCCCGUCCCCAUCGCGGAGACGUGGGAGGCUCUCGAGUCCCUCGUCGCCCCGCCGGCGCCCGAGGAAGCCCAUGCUGAUAUCAAGGGUUUCCUCCGCUCCCUCGGCGUCUCCAACUUCGACGCCCAACUCCUCUACGACCUAACCUCCUACGCCCGCGUGCCGCCCUCGGUCCUCCAGGUCGAGCACCACCCCUACCUGGGCCAAUCCAACCUCCUGCGCGCCGCCCGCGACCUCGGCGUCCAGGUAACAGCCUACUCGACCUUCGGCCCGCAGUCGUUCCUCGAGCUGGACAACCCGCGCGCCCGCCACGUCGUGCCGCUCCUCCAGGCCGAGCCCGUCGUCCAGGCCGCCGCCCGCCUGGGCCGCACCCCGGCCCAGGUCCUCCUGCGCUGGUGCACCCAGCGCGGCCUCGUCGUCAUCCCCAAGUCGGUCCAUCCGAACCGCAUGGCGGAGAACCUGGACUGUUGCUCGUUCGACCUCGCCCCGGAGGAGAUGGAUGCUGUUUCCGCGUUGGAUAGGGGGUUGCGCUUUAAUGAUCCGGGUGUGACGCACGGGUCGCCUCUGCAUAUCUUCUCCUGA